UUUUGUUUUCCGGACAAGGUAAAAUUCGUAUAUAUUUUUUAUUGUUAGCUGUGCAAUGUCCGAUGACAUCAAAAAUUACUUCAAUGGCUUGCUGCAUAAGGUCAGCGGCCUCUAUGUCAUACAGAUAACGGACCGAGAUGGCGUGCCACUCCUACGGGUCAGCAACAGCCAGGAGAAAAAUGUGGACUUCGCAUUGAUGCCGUCAUUUAUACCCACAUUUACCACAGCCUGUGAUCAGGCUAGCAAACUGGGCCUAGGGCGCAAUAAAGCAAUCAUUUCCAUGUAUUCCAAUUACCAGGUGGUGCAAAUGAACAAAUUGCCAUUGAUUUUGACAUUCGUUGGCGCCGAGGACUGCAAUACGGGACACAUUCUGGCGCUGGAGCACCAAGUGGACGGCUACCUGGAGGACAUGAAACUGGCCGUAACAGAACCAUAAAAACGCCUUUGUACAAUUACGAAUGUAGUAGUAUAUGUGUAUAUUUAAAAAAUGAAACUUUUUACUUGGCUUAAAUGCAUACGCUGAAUAAUA
Drosophila navojoa is the source of this 529-nucleotide messenger RNA. RefSeq names its product Late endosomal/lysosomal adaptor, MAPK and MTOR activator 3 (gene Lamtor3). Gene Ontology annotation, biological process: cellular response to amino acid stimulus; positive regulation of TOR signaling. The record is from RefSeq and is a predicted model, not a curated record. Gene Ontology annotation, cellular component: Ragulator complex. NCBI's taxonomy places the organism in Eukaryota, Metazoa, Arthropoda, Insecta, Diptera, Drosophilidae.